AGCGAAGAGAAUUAGAGUCACGUGAGAGCAUCAAACGGUUUUUGCGGGCAGUUCAAAUGAAGGACGAUUUUAGUUCGGUCGUAAACUCGUGGAAUCUUUGAUCUAACAGCGACAAACCAACUCCAAAAACGCCAAAUAAUGGAUAUCGACAGUCCAAGUGAAAACACCGUUCAAGAGGUGGCGAAUGCGGGUUCUUUAAAAGAUCGCAGCGUUCAGAUGAUUAAAAACGAACUUGUGUCUUGUCUGGAGAACUCAAUGGAGAAUUUACAAAAGAUUUGGAAUGAGAUAGGUAUCGCUGACGAGCAGAAGGAAGACAGAACUCAAGUUGUUUUGAAGCACCUACAAUCUUUGCUCCAGGAAAUGGUUGAGGAGGAAGAAUUACUAAAAAAUACACUCCUUGCAAAUGUGAAAACCUGUACUGAAGAGCUAGAAAAGCUUAGCCAAGAGCUUGGAGUCCCAUACCCUCAGCUGGAUCAAUCUCAAACUAUCUUGAGACUUGAAAAUGAUUUGAGGACAAAAGUGGAUGAGCUGAAAAUGGAGAAACAUGAAAGAAUCAAAGUACUGAAGGUGUUAAGGGAUACUGAGAGGCAACUUUGUGAUAGACUCCGCCUACCAUCACACAACAUUGGAGAUGUUGUUGUGCCAAACAAAGAGCAAAUGAGAGAGCUCGAAGCUAACAUUGAUUACCUACAAAAACAACUGCAAAAGCGAACAGAUGAGUUUAUCAGAAUGAAAGCAAGCAUCCAAGGAAUGUGGACAAGCUUGGAAUAUAGGCCACAAACAGCACUUGAGAAGAAAAUGGUUGAGCCAAAUUCAGAGUCCCACUUUGAGCUUUCCGCAGUCAAUCUUGAUGCCCUCAAAGUGCUCCAGUUAGAGCUUGAACAACAACAAAGAGCAAAUUGUGAAACUGCGGCCAAGCUUCUGGAUGACUGUAAAUCAUUGUGGAAAAAACUAGAAGUGGAUGAGGAGGAACAAGAGGCAUUUACUGCCAAGUGGAAAGGAUUCAAACCAUCCACAAUUGCAGCUAUGAAAGAUGAGAAGCAAAGACUCCAGGCGCUCAAACUCCAACACAUGCAGAAAUUCAUCGAGGGUUUAAGGGAGGAACUUGUGUCUUUUUGGGACAAAUGUUAUUAUGGAGAAGACCAGAGGAACACAUUCGUUCCUUUCUUUGACACCAACUUCACGGAGGAGCUUUUGGCAAUACAUGAACACCAAGUGGAGGUGAUGAAAGGGUUCUUUGAAGAGAACAAGCACAUGUUUAAGAUGGUGGAGAAACGGGAAACCAUGUUCAAAAAGAUGGAAGAACUAGAGCUGAAGCAAAAUGAUGUCAAUCGUUUCUCAAACAGAGGAGGUGCUCUGCUGAAGGAAUGCCGCUCCAGGCGUGUCUUGGAGAAGGAAUUGCCCAAGCUUGAAAAAGAGCUCCGUACGGAGAUUGCCAAGUGGGAAGAGGAGAAUGAGCAACAGUUCAUGGUUCACGGGACGCGAUACGCCGAGCUCAUGGAACAACAAUGGGAGAACUUAAAGAUACAGAAAGAACAAGUUAAACAAGAACGGCACAAGCGAAAUGAAGAAAUCAUGAAAGAGGAGCUGGUCUUCGGUAGUAAACCUGUUACGCCCAAGAAAAGGAGAUUCAUUGGUACCACUCCAACAUCACGAACGCCAUCGAAAAUUAGAAAGGGCGACACUACAGCAACGCCAGGCAGACUCGUCUCAAUGUGUAGAUCUCCCAGGGUGGGUAAAAUCGCAUCCAUCUGCCAGUCUCCUAAAGUCGGCAAAGGAGGCCGCCCUCCCAUCGGUAGCAGCACCAAGAAAAAGGAGGUCGUUUCAAAAAGGACUCCUCGAAGAAUCUCGGCUCGUCUCCGGGCAAGACGACAGGUCCUCGGAGAGUCGUCGGUACUCAACAUAAGCAGUAAGACCGGGGUGCGCAAGGCCGGAAAUACAUCGAUCGUGGUCGGCUCCAAGACGACCAGCAAAAAAGAUGUGUCCCUCAUGUCCGUCGCGGAUUACGCCGAUUUCGCUGUUGGUUUGGAAAACCUGGUGCAAGAGAAGAACAACAAAUGUCGGAGCAGUCUUGCCGGGGGCUUGCCCUCUCCGGUGGCCGGGCCGUCUUGUAACUACUAAAAUAUAGAGAGAAUUUACCAUUUUAACAUGUAUGGUUUUAAGCAAUGAGAAACCCGCGCAUAAGAGUUUGGCUAAGAAUCUCAAAUAAUUUUGUGGCGCGAGCCGGCGUCAAGUUACUGGCGUCAUGGAUUUAAAUAACCCUUUUAUUGUGAGAUAGGUUCUUGUGCUUCACAGAUCUUGGCGAUGAUAAUUGUCAAAAGGCCAGAUAAUAAAUAUAGUGUAAAUACAAUUAAAAUAUGAGUAGGAUUUAACAGGUAGAUGUACCACUGAUGAUUUUCUUUUUUACAACAUACUGUAUACGAAUGCUUUCUUUUCAUUUAAUUAAGUUGUUUUUAGUUGUGCGUUAAACUUAAGUUUCAAUGUAAAUAGCACUACAUCUCCAAAAGAGUAAAACUAAUUUUAAAAUGAGA
Messenger RNA from Nematostella vectensis (starlet sea anemone), 2531 nucleotides. Its product is annotated as protein regulator of cytokinesis 1. Gene Ontology annotation, molecular function: microtubule binding. The record is from RefSeq and is a predicted model, not a curated record. The transcript is spliced from 16 exons. The coding region runs from base 139 to 2121 and encodes 660 amino acids. Lineage: Eukaryota; Metazoa; Cnidaria; Anthozoa; Actiniaria; Edwardsiidae. Gene Ontology annotation, biological process: microtubule cytoskeleton organization; mitotic spindle midzone assembly. Gene Ontology annotation, cellular component: cytoplasm; spindle; mitotic spindle midzone.